This is a messenger RNA of Phasianus colchicus (ring-necked pheasant), 732 nucleotides long. RefSeq names its product cell division cycle 26 (gene CDC26). Gene Ontology annotation, biological process: anaphase-promoting complex-dependent catabolic process; regulation of mitotic cell cycle; protein K11-linked ubiquitination. The record is from RefSeq and is a predicted model, not a curated record. Gene Ontology annotation, cellular component: anaphase-promoting complex. NCBI's taxonomy places the organism in Eukaryota, Metazoa, Chordata, Aves, Galliformes, Phasianidae.
GGUGACAGACCGGAAGGGGCGGGACGCCGCGCGGGGCAGGCCGGGAGAUCGGCGGCGGCGGGAGUGAUGCUGCGGCGGAAGCCGACGCGGCUGGAGCUGAAGCUGGACGACAUCGAGGAGUUCGAAGGCGUCCGGAAGGACCUGGAGAGCCGCAAGAAGCAGCGGGAGGAGGCGGAGGUGGCGGCCGGCGAGGAGGCGGCGGGCAUCGCGCUGGGCAGCGAGCACAAGAGCCGGGAGCAGAUCAUCAACGACCGCAUCGGCUACAAGCCCCAGCCCAAGGCCGGCGUCCGCGCCGCGCACUUCGGCACCUUCGAGUUCUGACGGGGCCGCGGCGCAGUGCCGCCCUCCCCUGUCCUCAUGAACACCCGUGAGAGCCCCGCGGCGGCUGUGCUGUUUUAAAUAAAUGCGUUCCUUUUUAGAAGCGAGCACAGGAAGUUUUCUCCUAGAUGCUGCUCUGCCUCCGCCUUGGAAGGCUGUGGAAGGAGCCGUCCGCGUCUCGUCCGAACUGUAUCGAGGAGCGCGGUGCAGCCGCUUCCCAGCUGUCACAGUGCUGAGAAGGGACAGCAGAGCAGCAGCGCCCCACAGCUGCUGGCCGAGCUGACAGCACAGUUCUGCUGUUGUGGGUGCACCAAAUUUCUGGUCAGGGUGGGGAAAUGAGGAACUUAAAACUCUUCAAACUGCUUCUUAAACUGGAAAGUCGUGAUCGGGAUUAAAGCAGAGCUUAACACUGCA